GUCCCAGUUGUGUUGGAAGCAGUUGGCUGUUUUCCGUUGUGCAUGAUCAGCUUCAGGCUGCUGCUGGAAACCCGAAAAAACUUGUUUCCGGUGGUGGAUUGACUCGUUUUUAGCUCAUUAACGUACACAGUACACUAAAAAAAAGUGACCAUCAUGGGUGACUCUGAAAAAACUUGGAUCCUGGAUUCACUGUUUGAAUUCCUCACCGGGGAAAUCUGGAACGUGCCCAUCAUGAUUUUCAUUGAAGGGAAAAGUGUCAUUUUCGAUCCUGAAGAGGAAAAUCAACAGGAAUUCAAGGCUGUGCACAACGAAUACCGCUACUUGGUGGAUGGACUUCUCAGUUGCUACAUGCAAGAACUGGAAAUUUCGAUCGAAGAUUUCCACAGUGCCUGCGAGCAAGUCACCAGUUCUCCGAUGCUCACUGGAAAAAUCAAACAGACAUUAUAUGAACAACUGUGGGCAGCUGACGACUACGAGGCCUUCAAGCGGAUGAUGGUAGAAAAGAACAUCAAUUUGCAGCUGCAAGCACUUGACGUUCUCCGCAAAAAAUUCGGCAUGGGCACGUUGGCAGUCGAGGUUUCUCCGGGAGACCAGGAAGUCCUCACCAAAGCCUCAGACUUGGCAGCUGAUGUGCAAAACGAGCCCAUGGCUAAAGCAUUGGCGUCCAGUGAUUACGAGGCCAAGCGUUUGGAAGCCCUGAAACCCGUCAAAGCCCCCAUUCGAGGGGUCGGAAUGCCCGAAGCUCCUCAACUCACAGCGUUUGAUGCCGUCGAAACCCCGUCU
Messenger RNA from Notodromas monacha, 783 nucleotides. NCBI's taxonomy places the organism in Eukaryota, Metazoa, Arthropoda, Ostracoda, Podocopida, Cyprididae. The record is from the annotation of a GenBank genome assembly.